UGUGGUAGUAGAUUUUCUUCUUUCAACAGCCUCGCCGUUCACAUGUCACGAACCCAUCCUGAGAGAAGUGUUAGGCAAACUUGGAACCGCAGUGUGUCUGUGCCUUUAAAGUGUUCAUUCAAUUAUUGCACGAGAGAAUAUGUAGAGCUUAAACAGCUGGUGUCUCACUUAAAUGACCACAUCCAAGAAGGUCUCCAUGUUGUGUGCCCGUUUGAUGGCUGUGGUCGUACUUUUAAUGUGAAGACCUCUCUCUCAUCCCAUAUUUCCAGGAUUCAUCGUGGGUGGAACACGACCCAAAUAUCUUCCAUUUAUUUAUCAGAUGUACAGGCUCGUCUUACAGACAGCACACCAGAGGUCAGUACAUAUAGGUGCAAGGUUGCUCUCGCCACUCAGGCAUCUUCCACAAUGGAGGUUGUGAAGAAUGUUAUAACAAGGGCCAUGCCUGUACUAACAACUGACGUCAUAGAAGAGCUGAUGGAUCAUCUAAAACAUAUUGGUGUUAACAGCAUUGAUGAUAUGCAAUACCUAACCAGCGAAGACUUGGAUGGCAUUUUGCCUCCAAUUCAAAGGAGGCGGUUAAUUCAAGCCUUCACUGCAGACUUGCAAGCUGUACUUGGCUCAACGUCUCUGCAACCGAAUGUCCAUCUCCCUGAAAAUCCACCUCUGACACCUGGUCCCAUGGAGGAGUCUUCAUCCCGGGAGACUGUUGUACUAUGGCACAAAAUGCCUCCAAACCUUAUGCUUGCCUUACGUGAAAAGAAGAGACCAAAACCUAAAGAGAGACGAGAGAUGAUCCGUAUAGUUAUUGACGAUGUACUAGCUAAAGAACGUGGAAGACCUGGAAGAGGAAAGCUGCGUGAGAUUGCCAAGAAGAUAGUACAACAAUAUCCCUCCUCUUUCCAAGACAGAGAGAUGAAUGGAACCACGGUAAUUGGAACUGGGUAUGAUUCAGUGUUCAUACAGCUUGAGAACAGACUUGAGAACAUUAGUAGGCCAUGUACCUUCAACUCGAGGCCAGCAGCAGAAAGGGGAGAUGAGAUAAGAAAGAAGUCCAGCCACUCGGAUCGAUAUGUAUGUGUGGAGUGGCAGCCUGCUGUUGAGAACACUCCUGAACUAGAGUCUAAAAAAGAUGACUUGAAGAACGAUUUCAAGACCCGCCAGCUGGAGGAAUCAGUUGUUCGCAAAUUGAUGACUGACACAUACUCCAUCCAACGAACUGCAAUCAACAAUGGAAGCACUGUGAAAACUCUAAUGGAGGAGUGGCCCUUCCUUUUUGAAGCUGCAUGCAUGUUUGACCACACACACACACACUUCUUGGCUUGGAAGUCCAAACAAAGCUGGCAGAGGAGGUGUCCAGAAAGGGAAAGGGCAUCAAAGACUUUCUACAGUCCAGGGGGAUAAAGAUGGCACCCAGUAACGAUCUAGUACAGCUGAUCUCUGGGAUCGCAAAAUUCUUCAGAGAAAAGCCUGAACAACUCUUCCACCCAAGUGAGGAAUCUGCUGCUGCCGCACUACCACUGCAAAGCACACCUUGCAUCCUUACCACGGGUGAUCAUCAUUACAAAAUCGCCGUGGACCAAGAAGUCGUAAACAACCACAUCAGCUCCAUGAUUGUAGCUCUGAGUUACACUUUUGCUGCAUUUUAUGUUUUUAACAUAAAGUACCCAAAAGACAUGGCUCUCACGCUGGAGUUCAUUCAAAGAGUUUUCCUGGGAAUAAAUCCAGAACGAGGGUCAAAGGCUGAGAAGAAGGGAAAGAAACACCUUCACUUGCCCCCAAGACUUCUGAAGUUCUUGUGUGAACUGAACAGUUUUGAAAACCCCUGAAUGGAAAUGUGAACAUUUGCAUGCAUGUGCACGCAUGCGCGCGCACGCACACACACACAAAGCUGAGUUUCUGCUGAGGUCUGGAAUGCCCCUCAACUCCCACCCCUUAAUUGUUUAGGUGCGUGUUUCUUUUUUUUGUUCUUUCUUAAGAGACUUUGAAACCUGUUUGUUGGGAAUCAUAGACCUCACCCUUCAAUCCAAUUUAAAAGUUACAAAUAUCAAAUCAUUUUGUGGGUUUUGUAUGUUGCAUGACGUUCUUAAAAAUGACAGGGUGCUAGUCAUAAUGAAUACUUGAUGAAAUUUGUGGUGGUGUUAAAUAUUCUUGAAUUAAUUAUUUGUGAAUUAACAGCAUGACUUCCCAUAGACCUGUCCCUUCAAUCCAAUUUAAAAGGUACAAAUAUCAAAUCAUUUUGUGUUUUUUGUAUGUUCUUAAAAAUGUCAGUGUGCUAGUCAUAAUGAAUAUUUGAUGAAGAUAACAUCUCUGAAUUCAUAGCAUGAAUUAUUGAAAUAAACUACUAAAAUGGCA
Neoarius graeffei (lesser salmon catfish) is the source of this 2352-nucleotide messenger RNA. RefSeq lists its product as uncharacterized. The record is from RefSeq and is a predicted model, not a curated record. Bases 43 to 1401 code for a protein of 452 amino acids. Lineage: Eukaryota; Metazoa; Chordata; Actinopteri; Siluriformes; Ariidae. The transcript is spliced from 6 exons.